UCAGGGACCUGGCAUAGACAUGUUUGUGCCAUCUCUUUUUGGAGAGCAUAGAGGACAAUUCCCAUAGUAUCCCCAUGAGUCCACAGUAAGCAGGAAUUUCCUACCCCGUGAACGUGUGUGGUUCCAUAUCAUCGUUCCUACUCCUGACCCCAGACGUAGCUGAGCCCCUUCCUGUCCUUGUUCCCCUCCAUCUGCACCACCACAGAAAAGAUCAGAAUUGGGGAAGACAAGGCAAAGAGAAGGAGACAGAAGAUGCAGGCCUCCUGCCCCUUCUACAACCAUGAGCAGAUGGAGCUUCUCCGGGAUGAGAUUCUGCUGGAGGUGAAGGACAUGGAGCAGCCCGUGGCCCUCGGGAAGGAGGCCCAGGCCUGCCCCUAUUAUGGAAGCCGCUUUGCCAUCCCUGCAGCCCAGCUGGUGGUGCUGCCCUACCCAAUGCUGCUGCACGCAGCCACCCGGCAGGCUGCGGGGAUCAGGCUGCAAGGGCAGGUGGUCAUUAUUGACGAGGCUCACAACCUGAUCGACACCAUCACCAAUAUCCACAGCACAGAGGUCAAUGGUUCCCAGCUCUGCCAGGCCCAUUCCCAGUUGCUCCAGUACAUGGAAAGAUACAGGAAGCGUUUAAAGGCCAAGAACCUGAUGUACAUCAAGCAGAUCCUGUACUUGCUGGACAAGUUUGUGGCUGUUUUGGGAGGUAACGUUAAGCAAAACCCUAGUACACAGAGCCUGCCUCAGACAGGGUCUGAGCUGCAGAGCAUCAACGACUUUCUCUUUCAGAGCCAGGUGGACAACAUCAACCUCUUCAAGGUGGCGUCCUCCACUGGAAGUGCUAAGAACGAGCCAGAUGGAGUUCUCCAGAGGCACUGGGAAAGCUUAGACAACAACAUGGCCUCCUGAGAAGCCAGAGAGCAGGGUUGGCAUGGGCAGAAUGUGCAGGAAAAGGAGGCCUCUCUGCACCAGAGACCACACUGGCCUGUAGUCCAGUGUCACGCCAUGUUAAACUCAGAAGAGCCUGAGAUCUCCAGGCAGCAGAAAGAAUCAGAGAGGUGAUCCAUGGCUCCCUGUUGGGCCAGAAGAAACAGGCUACCUUCUGAUCGAAUGUGCGCUCUCCCAGUGUGCGCAGUCCUAAACCCAGCUCACAUCUGUGGGA
Messenger RNA from Rattus rattus (black rat), 1147 nucleotides. RefSeq names its product ATP-dependent DNA helicase DDX11-like. Lineage: Eukaryota; Metazoa; Chordata; Mammalia; Rodentia; Muridae. The transcript is spliced from 7 exons. Gene Ontology annotation, cellular component: nucleus. Bases 253 to 894 code for a protein of 213 amino acids. Gene Ontology annotation, molecular function: hydrolase activity, acting on acid anhydrides, in phosphorus-containing anhydrides; ATP binding; DNA binding. The record is from RefSeq and is a predicted model, not a curated record. Gene Ontology annotation, biological process: establishment of sister chromatid cohesion.